Messenger RNA from Sorghum bicolor (sorghum), 3507 nucleotides. Its product is annotated as pentatricopeptide repeat-containing protein At1g74600, chloroplastic. Gene Ontology annotation, biological process: RNA modification. The record is from RefSeq and is a predicted model, not a curated record. Gene Ontology annotation, molecular function: protein binding; RNA binding. The transcript is spliced from 2 exons. The coding region runs from base 874 to 2766 and encodes 630 amino acids. NCBI's taxonomy places the organism in Eukaryota, Viridiplantae, Streptophyta, Magnoliopsida, Poales, Poaceae.
AGGGGGAAGGAUGCGGCCAGCCCCCAACAAGGAUUAUUUCUCAGUCCAUAGUCGAGCAUCAAUUUAUGUAAAAAAAGUAGCAUUUAUGUCAUUAUAAGCACUGUCAUACUAUGUCAAUUGAUCAGUAUACUACUUUGCAAUGAUCAAACCAUACCAUUAAAAAUAUUCGAAGUAUUACUAUUCGCAGGGAUAAUAAGUCAGAAAAGCAGCCACAAUUUAAUGACCUUAUCUAGAACGAUUGGGCUGCUUUGCUUAUAAGCUAAAUAUAGAAUGGGCUAAACGCGUAGCUUCCGUAGGCCUUAUUUUAUAGUCCGUGGGAGGAGCUUUUCCGGUUUCUCACUUCCCAGCCAUGCCCGUCCGCCACCGCGCGUCUCGUUCGGAGGCCCGCGGCCCGCGGCCCUCAGUCCAACGCUCGUGCACCUCCCCGCCGGGCCGCCCGAGCAUAUCCCCUCCAGAGAGCCGCCCGCCGGAGCCCUCCACCCGAGCACCUCCCCUCAAGAGCGCAUCCCUCGCCGGAGCCAGACGCCUCCCCCGCCGAGCGCAUCUCUGCCUACGAGAGCAUCCGUCGCCCGAGGUUGUACGCUGCACCCCCUCCCUCCCCUACGAGAGCAUCCGUCGCCCUCGCCCGAGGUUGCAGGCUCAGCCUCCAGGCCUCUACGGACUACGGUGGAGAAGGAGAAUGGAGGAUGCUGCCAAACGGUGACAACGGCGUCAAAGUGUUUUGGACCAGGUUGAGAUGACACUCUGCUUCACAAAAACCAUCUCCACUGUUUCUCUGCACUGGGGAGCUCACUGCAGACUGAUGGAAAUCAGAGAGAUGAUUGCUGCUUGGACGCUUCCCUCUUCACCAACUUGACAAUCCCACAAAUUUGUAUGGUGAUCUCACUCCUGCAAGUUGCACAUACCAGCGAGGAAGAACAGAGCCCCAAGCAUCACUACUGUUUCCGCUGGAUCCAUCAGUGUUCAGUGAGGCUGUUUGUGGUGAUGGCAGUGUGGGAUGUCAUUUCUUUGAACCGUAUGAUCACUGGUUUCAUUCGAGAUGGUAUCGGCAAUCGAGCUCUUGUAGUUUACAAGUGGAUGGUUGCUUCAGGCUACAGAGAGACCCCUCAUACCUUCUCUGCUAUUCUCAGUGCGUGCAACAGCUGCGAGGGACUGCAACUGCAUGGCCGGGUACUGGCCUUGGGCCUGUGCUCCAACCCAUUUGUCAGGUCUGCAUUGGUCAAUCUGUAUAUGCGUGUUGAGAUGCCUUGUGCUGCCCUCUUGCUGUACAAUGAAAUGCCAUUGCAGAGUACAGUCAUGUCCAACGUGGUUCUGGGUGGCUUUUGCAACCUGAAGUUGGCUGAGGACCUCCUUUGUUCCUUGCUAGACAUGAGACGACGUGGUUUGGAGUUGAAUGGUCUUUCUUACUGUUACGCAAUGAAAGUAUGCUAUCAAGAUGAAGAAUGGCUGCAACAAGGCAGGCAGCUUCAUGGAGUAGUUCUCAAGGCAGGGUGGGUUCCGUCAAAUAUUUUCCUGUCAAACUCGCUUGUGGAUCUUUACUCAGCAAUCGGAGACUUGGUGGAUGCUAAGAAUUCACUGGAUGGUAUCCCUUCUGAGGAUGUCAUCUCAUGGAAUUCCAUUGUUUCUGUUUGUGCAAGCAAAGGGCGUAUGAAGGAAGCAACUGAUUACUUGAGACAGAUGCUUUGGCAUGGCAAGAUGCCCUCGGUCCGCUCCUUUGUUGGGCUCUUUGCUUCGUCUGGUCAGACUGGAGACCUUGGAGUCGGGGUUCAGAUGCAUGGUAUUGCUCUCAAGCUUGGAUUCUGCUGGAGUCGUGUGCAUGUGCAAACUGCACUCAUUAACAUGUAUGGAAAGUGCCGCUCUUUUGAUUGUUCCUUGGCAAUCUUCAAUGAAAUCCCAAGCCUUGCACUGGAGUGCUGUAAUUCAACAAUCACAUCAUCAAUUCGCUGCAAGGUUUUUCACUCCACAUUGGAGGUCUUGUAUUGUAUGACUGUAGAGGGAGUUAUGCCUGAUAAUGUGACUCUCUCUGCAACACUGAAGGCCAUAUCUCUGUCAGUUUCUCCAAGUUUAAUCAGUUGCCAGAUGCUGCAUUCUUGGGUCUUCAAGCUGGGCUUUGAAACAGACAUGGCUGUGUGCUCCUCCUUGAUCAGCGCUUAUGCUCGAGCUGGCCAUCUGAGCAGUUCCCACUUGAUAUUCAAAAGCUUGCAGGAUCCAAACGUUGUUUGCUUUACUUCAUUGAUAUCUGCAUGUGCUCGAUAUGGAGAUGGCGCAAAAGGAGUGGAGCUGCUCAAUAACAUGGUUUCCAGAGGGCUCAAGCCUGACGACGUCACCUUCCUGUGCGCAAUCGCUGGGUGUGAUCAGGCAGGACUGAUCGAAGAAGGCAGGCUAGUGAUCGAGCUCAUGAGAGCAACCCGCGAGCUGGGUCCUGACGAGAGGCACCUCGCUUGCAUGGUUAACCUUCUCGGCCGAGACGGUUUUGUGGAGGAGGCCAUGAAAAUGAUGGAGCACUCGCCGCUACGGCACUACACCAAGGCGUGGAGCUCGCUUGUUCAGAGCUGCAAGGCACAUGGUGAAAAUGCGCUGGGAAAGAGAGCGGCAAAUAUGCUGAUAGAUGUGGGCCGAAAGGACGCAGCCACCAACUUGCAGGUAUCGAGAUACUUUUAUGAGAUUGGGGACGGCGAAAAUGCCUCUAGGAUUAAAGCCAUGGCAAGUGGGCAACAAGUGAAGGAGAGUGGUCACAGCUCGGUUGAGAUCAGUCACAGAAUCUAGCAUCCGUGGUUAAAGAAUGGUAUGAAGAAUUCAUCUUAGCUGGCUGGUAGCUGUUUCACCUGUUUGAGCCGAUAACCUGCACAUCACAAGGUCAUGUUGCCAAGGUCAUGUACAAGCUCUCCUGUUGCAUACCUCACUCAACCCAGUGCCUUCGUCACAUAUAUCCUUUGCUCUUCCAGAUCUGAAUCUUGGGCAAUCCUUUACAGUUACAGCCUUACAGGCAUGUCUGUUCAGACAGGAAACCAGCUGGUCUCAUUCGUCCUAUCGUCUUUUCAGACACUGUUCUCACAGGCAGGUGCCGUUGAAUGUCUGCACUUUGCUUUGCAGCAACAGGAUGAUGAUGAUGGUGCCCGUUUAUGUAGAUGCAAGUGCAAAUGUGCAGUUUCCUAAAAGUGAAAAAGGCCAAAAGGGGUGGUGUUUUGGGUAGUACAGUACAAAGACCGCAGAGUGAGUGACGAAAGGAAAAUGGAAACAGGGCGGAUCGUGCACGCAGAUUUUUGGAGUGGGAUACGGCAGCACUGCCGAUUUCAGAUCUGGCAGGACGGACGCAAGGACAGUCUGGUCUGGCGCCGUCGAAUUUAUUAUGCAAAAGUUCCGGUUAAGCAUGCAGGAUAAACAUAUGAUGCUGAUGCUGAUGGCGCGUCUUUGUAUAUUUUAUGCUCCCCCCACCUACCAUCAGUUGCAUCCAUCCAAUCAUGCAGUGACACUAUCUAUUAUAUUAUAAAAAUGAAAUCACUACCA